UCUGGGCCCCUCAGUGCAGGCUUUCUGCCAUGGGGUCUCUGCUCCCCCUCUUUCUGCUGCUUUUGCUGGCAGCCUCCUACCAGCCAACUGGGAGCAGGCGGAGGCGCUGGGGUACCCGGACGCAGGGAACGGGAGGUAGAUCUCCCGCACCCUCGGAGACCUCAGCACCGUUCUGGGUGCGCAUAAGCCCCGAGUUCAAGGCCGUGCCGCCGGGGGGCUCACUGUGGCUCAACUGCAGCAGCAGCUGCCCCCUACCGGAGGGUUUCAGCCUCCGCACCGUGCUGCAGCGGGGCGAGACGCUCAGUGGGCCCCAUUGGGUAUCCUACCAGCUGCUGGAUGUGAGGGCCUGGAGCUCCGAUGUGCAAUGCUUCGUCACCUGCGCAGGAGAAACGCGGGAGGCCACCGCCAGGAUUACCGCCUACAAACAGCCACGCAGCGUGAUCCUGGAGCCUCCGGUCUUAGUGCACGAUGAGUACACUCUUCGCUGCCACGUGACGCACGUGUUCCCCGUGGGCUUCCUCGUGGUGACUCUGAGGCGCGGUGGUCAAGUCAUCUACUCAGAAAGCCUGGAGCGCUACACUAGCGUGGAUCUGGCCAAUGUGACGAUGACUCACACCCUUCAUGCCAGGCCCAGUGACUUCGGGCAGCCAGUGACCUGCCACGCCCACCUAAAUCUCGAUGGCCUGGUGGUCCUCAGUAGCUCGGCACCCAUGAUGCUGACAGCUUUCGCUUGGAGUCCCGCAUCCAAAGCCUUGGCCUCCACCUCCAUCGCAGUCUUUGUGGUGAUUCAUCUCGUCGUGGGGGCCCUCUACCUUCGAAAGUGCCUAUUGAUGCAGUCCCGGGCCUAGAGGCACUGGUCCAUGCUGGCUGAACUGGAGGAAAAAGGAAUCUGGAACUAUUUGGAGAACCCUGCCUGUCUCAAAAAAGCCUUCCUCAGCCAGCUUCUGUCCCUGGACAUAAAGGUCCCCCAUUAGUGCUCCUCUUCUGACAAAGUAGUUGUCUUUUUUUGGCCUUGCCUCUAUCGUUUUCUCCAAGUUCCUUGUUUCCCUGAAGGCACCUGAGGUUUCUUCACUCUGGUCUUCUGCAUGGGAGCCCCAAUCUC
Messenger RNA from Camelus dromedarius (Arabian camel), 1102 nucleotides. RefSeq names its product intercellular adhesion molecule 4 (Landsteiner-Wiener blood group) (gene ICAM4). The transcript is spliced from 3 exons. Gene Ontology annotation, molecular function: integrin binding. Gene Ontology annotation, cellular component: plasma membrane. The record is from RefSeq and is a predicted model, not a curated record. Bases 30 to 848 code for a protein of 272 amino acids. Gene Ontology annotation, biological process: cell-cell adhesion. Lineage: Eukaryota; Metazoa; Chordata; Mammalia; Artiodactyla; Camelidae.